Molecule: messenger RNA, 1353 nt
Organism: Adelges cooleyi (spruce gall adelgid)
Lineage: Eukaryota; Metazoa; Arthropoda; Insecta; Hemiptera; Adelgidae
Product: gustatory receptor for sugar taste 64f-like
Exons: 9
Coding region: 1-1275 (424 amino acids)
Biological process (GO): detection of chemical stimulus involved in sensory perception of taste; sensory perception of chemical stimulus
Cellular component (GO): membrane
Molecular function (GO): taste receptor activity
Source: RefSeq, a predicted model, not a curated record
AUGAGUCCUACAGACUACAGAAAUGGGGCAGGGACUGGAGUUCAUUAUUACAUUCGGUAUGUUCUCACGUUCGCAUCCGUAUUUGGUGUGUUUCCUGUGAGCGGUAUUUACAAGAGGGACGUCUACAAACUGUCCUUUAGCUGGUUAUCGCCAGUCACCAUUUACUCAGUGUUGUUGUUCUGUGGAUUCGCAGCCAUAGAGAUAUUUUCACUUGACUACACCAUAAGAAAUCUAAAUCAAGAUAAUCUCACCGCCAAAGGGGGAAUAAAAAAAGCCACGUCGGGUAGCAUAUUCUACGGGAACGCUUGCUGUGCUCUGUGGAUGUUCAUUAAGUUGGCGAAAAAAUGGCCAAAGCUGAUGCAAGACUGGCGCUCCGUGGAAGUGUCUAUGAAAAGAUUUGGCGCACCUUUGCUCGGGUGGAAGUCGACCAACUUAGCCGUUGUCUUACUCACUUUGGCGUUCGCUGAACACGGUUUACACAAUUGGCUGAACACAAGACCCGGGGGAAAGGACGACAUAGCCGCUAUGUCCCUGUUGGAUCACGAUGCCAACACGAGUUUCGUCUUGAUCGACCAGUCUGUGUCGUUCAUAGGAUAUCUCGAACGGUUUUCGUUGAAAACCCACUGGUAUCUGUAUGACGAUUAUACCAGUUACAAUCCUGUAAAAGGGUUUCUGGUGAUGUGGCUAAGUCUAUCGGCGACGUUCCUCUGGAACUUUACGGAUCUAUUUAUCAUGUUGGUCAGCUCAGCUCUGGCGGCUCAGUUCAAAAAGCUAACCAACGCUAUGCUUAGUGUUAGAGGACAGAUGUUAACCAUGUCACAAUGGAGGGAAUACCGCGAAACGUACACAUCUCUUACUCAUCUAGUAAAAAAAAUUGACGAUCACAUAAAUAUUAUAGUAGCGCUGUCAAUAGGCAGCAAUAUCUACUUUAUUUGCGCUCAGCUGAUUACAGAAAUCGAUUCCAUUAAGCACAGCUACUUCAGAACGCUGUUCUACAUGUAUUCAUUCCUGUUUCUGGUAUUUCGAACAACUGCAGUCGUCAUGCAAGCGUCUGCUAUAAACGACGAGAGUAAAAAAAUUGUUCCGGAAAUAUUCAUGUGCCCAACACACAGUUACAGUAUAGAAACCCAGCGGUUUCUACAAGAGGUGACUUCAGACUAUGUAGCUCUAACCGGGCUAAAAAUGUUUUCAAUCACAAGGAAUUUUCUUUUAGGUGUUGCAGGAGCAAUUUUAACCUAUGAAAUUGUGCUUAUACAACUUCAAAAUACAAAAUAACGUAUAAGUAGUACAUAAUUUGUUGUACACAAAACAUACUUUUUUAUAUACUUUUAUAUCUGUAAAUGUGAAACUAUA